Molecule: messenger RNA, 291 nt
Organism: Brettanomyces nanus
Lineage: Eukaryota; Fungi; Ascomycota; Pichiomycetes; Pichiales; Pichiaceae
Exons: 2
Coding region: 1-291 (96 amino acids)
Cellular component (GO): cytoplasm
Source: RefSeq, a predicted model, not a curated record
AUGAGUUUGGGGAAACUCUUCCAUUACAGUUUUGAUAUUGUUGUUAUCUCUAUUAUUCUAGCAGGUAUUAAGAGUUCGACGGGUUACGAAUUAAGGGUGGAUUCUAUCGCUCAUACAAAAGACUCGAUCUCUAUUCUUCGCAAGUAUCUCAAUUUGGGAGAAACAUUGUUCUCUCGGUGCUGUUCGUAUGCGAAAUCCAGCAAAUCUUUCCGAAUGGUGAUGCUACCGGGUACUCAGCAAGUAAAGGACGCUGUUAAUGAUGCAAGGAAGAAGUACGACAAACGUCAAUAG